ACCAGCUUAGUGCAAUCUCCAUCGAAAUCAUACACCCAUCAGCCCUUUCUUGCGCUUACAUACACAGUCAACGAUCGAUAUGGCCAUGGCUAUGUGGAGAAAGAAGGAGACGGCCGGAGCCAGCGGCAACGCCCCGGCAUGCGUUGUUCGCUCCGCCGGCGAGGGCGGCGGGAAGAUCCCGAAGGGCUACGUCCCGAUGGUGCUCGUCGGCGACGCGGGAGAAAGGGAGGAAAGGGUGCUGGUUCACGUCGGGAUGCUCACGGAGCCGCGCGUCCUGGCUCUGCUGGAGAUGUCCGCGCAGCGGUUCGGGUACGGCCAGCCGGGCGUCCUGAGGAUCCCAUGCGGCGUGGAGCGGUUCGAGCAGACGGUCCGUGGCCACCGGCGGGAGAUGCAGGAUUCUGCGUGCGCAGCAGCACACUAGGAGAGAGCCGACCGCCACAAUUUUUUUAAUUUUUAAUUUUUUCCGUGGGGAAUGGCCACAGUUUUUUUGCUGUACAGUCGUUGAAUUGCCUUUGUGGUAUCAAUAUAUAUUUCUUUCUUUCUUAAACUUUUAUAAGAUUGUUUAUAGAUCACUAAAGUAUUAUGUUUCGUUUAGUGUUUUGUAGCUAAACAUUGACAUAAAGUUACUCGUUGACACGGUCGAUCCUAUUACCACACAUUUCUUUUCUUUUUU
Triticum dicoccoides is the source of this 673-nucleotide messenger RNA. Its product is annotated as auxin-responsive protein SAUR71-like. The transcript has a single exon. The record is from RefSeq and is a predicted model, not a curated record. Gene Ontology annotation, biological process: response to auxin. NCBI's taxonomy places the organism in Eukaryota, Viridiplantae, Streptophyta, Magnoliopsida, Poales, Poaceae. The coding region runs from base 80 to 421 and encodes 113 amino acids.